GUGUGGUUAUUUCAGAAGAAGCUGUUUGUGGUGACGUUCUGCAGUUUUAGGGAGCAUUUGGACGCUCAUACACACUAGGACAUAGUGUGUUCUCAGAGCUGGGACAUGGUACCUGCAGUAUCACGGCUCUAGAAACGGUCAGAGCAGCUCAGGGGGAGAGAGCAGUAAUUUAGACCCGAGGAGUUUCUGAGUCCAGCAACAUGCCGAGGUCCUUCCUGGUUAAGAGCAAGAGGGCCCACAGCUAUCACCAGCCCCGCUACCUGGACGAUGACUACACCAGACUGGACACUAUUCUGGCACACGUAUGCGCAGCAGCAAACAGAUCUCAGGGGGAGUUUGCAUCCAAACUGGAACCCGAGGAAAACUUGAGCGCCGGCGCUGACAGAGAGUCCCCCGGAUCGAGCCGGCGGUCCCGGGGGUCGCUGUCCUCCAGCUCCCCGCUGAGCUGUGGAGGCAGCGUGUGCGAACGGUCCUCCGACUGUGAUUUCUGGCGUCCACCGUCUCCUUCCUCCUCACCAGACUCCGAGAAAUCUCCCACACCCACAGCGGAAGACGCCCCCUUCAACAUCCCGCUCCUUCCUUACUCCUGGUCGGCUUACUCUCGCUCAGAUCUGAGGCAUCUGGCUCAGGGGCCUUAUCAGCGCCAACCGCACCUCCGGGCCCACGCGGGGUCCCGCUCACCCGCAGCGGGCAUCUACGGGACAGAGCACGGCGGCGGCAGUGAGCGGGUUUACGCGCAGCGGGGCCUCGGGACCGGGUGUUACCAGGAGUAUUCCCCGUGCGCGGCCCGCGGGAUCUACAGGAUGCGGGACGGCGGGGAGUUGUACGCAAAGGCCAAGAAGAAGGAAAUCAAAUCUGAGGAUGAUUUUAUGCACUCUAACCUCGAGGAAAACGGAUCGUAUAAGUGCAUCAAAUGCUGCAAGGUUUUCUCCACGCCUCAUGGCCUGGAGGUUCAUGUUCGGCGCUCACACAGCGGGACAAGGCCGUUUGAGUGCGGGAUCUGCGGGAAAACCUUCGGACACGCAGUGAGCCUGGAUCAGCACCGAGCGGUUCACUCACAGGAAAGGAGCUUUAGCUGUAAAAUCUGUGGGAAGAGCUUUAAGCGUUCGUCCACACUCUCCACACACCUCCUCAUCCACUCAGACACACGGCCCUAUCCGUGUCAGUACUGCGGGAAGAGGUUCCACCAAAAGUCGGACAUGAAAAAGCACACUUUUAUCCACACAGGUGAGAAGCCGCACAAGUGCCAGGUGUGUGGGAAGGCGUUCAGUCAGAGCUCCAACCUGAUCACUCACAGCAGGAAGCACACAGGCUUUAAGCCGUUCGGGUGCGACCUGUGCGGCAAAGGUUUCCAAAGGAAGGUGGACCUGAGAAGGCACAAGGAGACACAGCAUGGACUGAAAUGAGCAGAUUUCCUUAAAUUCCGCCCUUUUACUGUGCAUAGGCCAGUGUUUUAGUUUUCUGCAUUGACCUGCUGUUUUUUCGUACUAUUUAACUGAUAUUUAUCAUUUGUUUUUACAUUAUUAUAAGAAAGUAAAUGAUAAAUUUCCAAGAUUGAAUAUUUGUAUUAGCUGUUUAAAAUUUAUUUUAUUUGUUAUACAAACAGGGAUUAAAUAUUAACUUAAAGAUG
Girardinichthys multiradiatus is the source of this 1630-nucleotide messenger RNA. RefSeq names its product growth factor independent 1A transcription repressor a (gene gfi1aa). Gene Ontology annotation, cellular component: nucleus. Gene Ontology annotation, molecular function: RNA polymerase II cis-regulatory region sequence-specific DNA binding; DNA-binding transcription factor activity, RNA polymerase II-specific. Gene Ontology annotation, biological process: regulation of transcription by RNA polymerase II. Bases 201 to 1406 code for a protein of 401 amino acids. The record is from RefSeq and is a predicted model, not a curated record. The transcript is spliced from 7 exons. NCBI's taxonomy places the organism in Eukaryota, Metazoa, Chordata, Actinopteri, Cyprinodontiformes, Goodeidae.